Molecule: messenger RNA, 1244 nt
Organism: Gadus morhua (Atlantic cod)
Lineage: Eukaryota; Metazoa; Chordata; Actinopteri; Gadiformes; Gadidae
Product: dickkopf-related protein 2
Exons: 4
Coding region: 357-1211 (284 amino acids)
Biological process (GO): multicellular organism development; negative regulation of canonical Wnt signaling pathway
Cellular component (GO): extracellular region
Molecular function (GO): co-receptor binding; receptor antagonist activity
Source: RefSeq, a predicted model, not a curated record
AUGGGAGGGUGGGGGGCGGCAGGUGGAUUUUUUAAUAGUUAAUGCCCAUUGGUUCCACCCACAAAAACACACGCACGGGAUUAAAGGUCGGGCGGGGAGUGCGCGAGGCAGGUAUAAACGGGUGCGGGUCUCGAGAGGACCAGUCAGUCCCCAGCAUCCUCUGAAGCCGGCGGUCGAGCGAGACAAACCUCCCACUUGGGGAACUGCCUCAACUCGGAUAGUCACCUUGACUUUAUAAUCAUCCGCCGACGACCGUGCUUCCACCUUGGCUUUCUUCACGGACAUUCAUACAUUAUAGCAUAAUCGUUUUAUUCUCCGGAACUUCUUUUGGAUUUUCUUUCCGUCUUUAGAAAAAAAUGAGGGCCGUUUGGGCUCUAUUCUCCCUCGUGCUUGUGACGAGAUGGACCGACGGAGAGGCGCGUGUCAAGCUCAACUCCAUCAGAACCAUAAUCUUACGGGAGACCCACGCGCUGCCAGUGAACCGGACCACAAGCCCCGUGACUGGCGCAGACUUUGCAAAGCUCUACCAGUGCAUCAGUGACCUGGAGUGUAAUGAGGGCAGCUACUGCCACGCGCCAUCAAAGCGGUUCUUCUACUCCCGCUGCAAGGCCUGCCGCCAGAGGAAGAGACGUUGCCAAAGGGACGGAAUGUGUUGUCCCGGCCAUCGCUGUAGCAACAACAUGUGUGUUCUGGAUAGCUUCCUGGCCCAGAGCAUCCAAGAUGAGGAGCUGAUUCCAGAGAAGAGACCAUGGAAGACGAGAGGAGCUGUCUCCAAGCUUCCCUCUGUCCGAGGCCAGGUAGGAGACAUGUGCCUGCGCUCCACGGACUGCUCCCUUGGCCUGUGCUGCGCCCGACACUUCUGGAACCGCAUGUGUAAGCCCGUGCUGCAGGAGGGCCAGGUGUGCACGCGGCAGCGCCGGAAGGUUCAGCACCUGGAGAUCUUCCAGCGCUGCCAGUGCGGGGCGGAGCUGAGCUGCAGGACCGUGCGGCAGGAAUCCCCCCCGGCCACUUCCUCUACCUCGUCGUCAUCGUCCUCUUCAUCCGCAUCCGCUUUGUCAUUAUUAUCAGCGUCAUCUUCCUCUUCCUCUUCCUCCCAUGCCCGCCACGCCUCCCCCCACACAUCUCUCCUGUCCAGCUCUUCAUCGUCCUCACCGUCAUCAGCAUCAUCCUCGGCUGUGAAGACCAGACUUCACAUAUGUCAGAGAAACUGAGAGAGAGAGGGAGGGAGGGAGUGAGACAGUGAG